AUGCCAAGAAAAAUUGUAAAAUGCUCGUACUUGGGUAUAUUUACUUUAAAAGUUGAGAAUAAUCGUGUUGACAUAAAGAAUUUGCAAAAAAGAGCUUAUAGAACAGUAGUCACAACGUAUAUUACUUCCACACCAUAUGUAGCACAAGGUGUAACUUAUUCAUGUGAGACUAGUUAUCCUACCGAUACAUCUACUCCACUACCGAUCUAUCCAUGUCUAGCAAAUAAUGUUUUAUCAGGGGGAUAUGUUUCUGUUUCAAUACCGUGUAAUACUUAUCCUGUCGAUACACCUAUUCCACAACCGAUCUAUACAUCAGCACCUGUUGCAACUGGAACAUGUCUAGCUCCUGUUGUUAUACCAGCUGGAAAUAAUGCUUAUACAACAGUGUGUGGUGGAUCUAUUCCACAACCGAUUUAUACACCACCAGCACCUUCAACUACUACUCCUAAAGCAGUCGCUAUUCCUACUCCUAAUGCAGUUACUACUUCUACUACUAAAGCAGCUACUACUCCUAAUGCAGUUGCUACUCCUAAGGCAGUUACUACUCCUAAUCCUAUGGCAGUUGCUACUCCUAAGGCAGUUACUACCCCUAAGGCAAUUACUACUCCUAAGGCAGCUACUACUCCUAAGGCAGUUACUACCCCUAAUGCAGUUACUACCCCUAAGGCAGCUACUAUUCCUAAGGCAGCUACUACUCCUAAGGCAGCUACUACUCCUAAGGCAAUUACUACUCCUAAGGCAGCUACUACUCCUAAGGCAGUUACUACCCCUAAUGCAGUUACUACCCCUAAGGCAGCUACUAUUCCUAAGGCAGCUACUACUCCUAAGGCAGCUACUACUCCUAAGGCAAUUACUACUCCUAAGGCAGCUACUACUCCUAAGGCAAUUACUACUCCUAAGGCAAUUACUACUCCUAAGGCAGCUACAACUCCUAAGGCAGCUACUACUCCUAAAGCAGUCAUCGCACGUGCACCAAUUGCACAACCACAGUGCUUUUCUUAUAAUUACGGCAUUAAACCUGGAAGCACAACUAGUGCCGUAACACCUAAUGUUAUUUCUGCAUCAAGUUCUUUACAAGAUAAAUUAACUGGAUUCAAUUUUAUAAUUGAGUUAAUUAGUUUAGCUUUUAUUAUUAAUCAAAUUAUUUAA
This is a messenger RNA of Dentiscutata erythropus, 1149 nucleotides long. The record is from the annotation of a GenBank genome assembly. NCBI's taxonomy places the organism in Eukaryota, Fungi, Glomeromycota, Glomeromycetes, Diversisporales, Gigasporaceae.